AGCUUCAGGCCUUGCCUGAGAGGAUGGCAUUGCCCCCAAAGCCCUGAGGUGGCAAACGCCCUUGAAGUGUUAACGCGGGCUGGGGCUCCCCUGCAUGCAGGGCAGCGGGACCACAUCCCCUGCGCCAUCCCCGGGCUGCUGGGGGCUCAAGGGAAGGGAGAUGCAGCAGCAAGUGGGGGGGGCAGUGAGGUUUACCCCAUUUUCUGUGGUUUAUUAUCUCUGUCUAGAGGCCCAGGUCCUGCACUGGGAAAAGGAGGAGGACAUUUCCCCACACCCUACAAAGCACAAAGGCCUCGCAGCCCCGAGAGGGGGGCACACGUGCCAGGUGGGGGCAUUCCUCCAGCGGCCCUCCCAGCUUUUGGGGCCGCAGAUUUCGACUCCUAAAAGGCCCCUCCAGAGGAGCAGGGGACAACCUGCUCUCCCUUCUCCUCUGCAUCUUCACAUUUGCCAUGGUCCUGGUGCCAGAAGCCAAAGACCAAAGCAAGGCAGCCAAAGGGAGGAGAAGAGGCCUGGCAUGGCCUCCCACAGCUGCCCCUGCCCUGGCCUGGACCCCCGACGACCCCUACACCCCCAUGGAGGACUACGAGCGCGGCAUCCAGGACAUGGUGCGCCAGCUGCGGAACAGCUCUGAGCCAGGUGACACCAAGUGCCAGGUCAACCUGCGGCUCUGGAGGUCUAACCGGAGGAGCCUGUCCCCCUGGGCCUACAGCAUAAACCACGACGCAACACGGAUCCCAGCAGACAUCCCUGAGGCCCGGUGCCUCUGCACCGGCUGCAUCAACCCCUUCACGAUGCAGGAGGACCGCACCAUGGCCAGCAUCCCCAUCUACAGCCGGCUGCCCGUCCGCCGGCUGCUCUGCCAGGUGCCGGGCGAGGUGGGGCACAAGCCCUCUGGGAGGAAGAAGUGUCACAAGAAGUACCAGACAGUCAUGGAGACCAUCGCCGUGGGCUGCACCUGCAUCUUCUGAGCCUGCAGAGCUAACCCUAACAGCCCUUCACAGGCAUCUAACCAGCUUGCUCUUGCUUCCUGAGCAUCGCCAGGGCAAGGAACGUGUCUGCACAAGGAGAGUGCGGCCACAUAGCUCCAAGGGCUCUCUGAAAUCCCCUUGUGGGCUCCGUCAGCCUCAGCCCAAGCAGCCACUCUGGGGACACCCAGUGCUGGGGCAGCCCCUGCAAGCAACCCAGCCAUGCAGCCCUGCCUCCAGCCUCACCGCGAGCCCUCUAACCUCCAGGGAAGGGCCAAGGAGGAGGGUCCUCACCCACCACCCCCAGCCCCAGGCUGCGGAGUGGGUGCUCACCCCGUGCACAAACUGGGGGCUUGGCUGGAGAGGCUGGGGCAGCUUUUGAGAUCCUCAAUAAAGCUCAUUGCUGGCCCCCGUCUGAGCCGCUCCGUGCACUGCCAGCAGGAGGGCAGGGCUCCGCUCCUGGCCAGGCCAGCCACCCCUGCUGCUCACCCCACAGCCUUGGCCUCUGAAGCCCCCUGAGAUCCCUCCCACAGCAGCAAGAGCUGUGACCC
Molecule: messenger RNA, 1516 nt
Organism: Cygnus olor (mute swan)
Lineage: Eukaryota; Metazoa; Chordata; Aves; Anseriformes; Anatidae
Gene: IL17B
Product: interleukin 17B
Exons: 3
Coding region: 450-968 (172 amino acids)
Biological process (GO): inflammatory response
Cellular component (GO): extracellular region
Molecular function (GO): cytokine activity
Source: RefSeq, a predicted model, not a curated record